This is a messenger RNA of Nicotiana tabacum (common tobacco), 1998 nucleotides long. Its product is annotated as transcription factor PIF1-like. The record is from RefSeq and is a predicted model, not a curated record. Gene Ontology annotation, biological process: regulation of DNA-templated transcription. Gene Ontology annotation, molecular function: protein dimerization activity; DNA-binding transcription factor activity. Lineage: Eukaryota; Viridiplantae; Streptophyta; Magnoliopsida; Solanales; Solanaceae.
AAAAACCCAACAUAAUCGUCAAGUAGUAGUACAAAUUGUUCUCUCACACCCACAAGUGGAAAGUUACCAAAAAAGAAUACAAACUUUAUUAUGUAUUUUUAUAAUAAUAUAGAUAGACAAAAAAUUUCGAGAGUCGGCAGCAACUCUAGGUUGAAACAUAACACGUUAAACUAUCGAUAGUUUCAUAGAUCAACUCUGAACGAGGACGUUGAAAUUGUUUGCUGCUGUUGUGUAAGUUGAAGUUCUGAUUAUGAAGUUGAGUUGUACAAGAUGAAUCACUCUGUUCCUGAUUUCGAAAUGGAUGACGACUACCCGAAUAUUCCCAAAACUUCUGGUAUCACCACCCCGUCAAAAAAGUCCCCAGUAAUGGAUGAAGAUAUAAUGGAGCUAAUAUGGCAAAAUGGACAAAUAAUUGCCCAAAGCCAAAAUCAAAGAUCUCAAACGGUAGCAGCUUCAGCUCCACCAAUAUUUAUACAAGAGGAUGAAAUGGCCACGUGGCUUCAGUAUCCACUUGACGAUUCUUCUUUCGAGCGUGAUCUCUAUGCCAAUUUUCUCUAUACUACGCCGAGCUCCUCUAUUGUCACCGCCGCCGUGCCGCCGCCGGGAGAGAUUGAUACUACCACGGCGGAGAUCCGUCCGAACCAGCCUCCGCCUCAAUUGAGAUGUACUGAGGGCCAAUUUUUACAUAGCUUACAGAAUUUCGGGGAUUUUUCACGAUUGCCUAAAGCAAAAUCGCAAAAUUAUACAUCGAGUUCUGGUAACACAGCUACGGUAUCAACGAUUGUCGAUUCGAAUGAAACUCCAAUUGCAGAGUUUUCACGCGUAUCGGAUAAAGUAGCGCCAGUUUCUGCCGGGAAUGACGAAGGAAAGGCCACGACUGAUACUACUACUGCGACGGCGGCGGAAACAACCAGCGGCAGGGAAACGUCGACGACGGCAUGUGAGUUCACGGGGACGUCAUCGGCAAGUGGCUCGAGAGGUAGUGUAAGUGCCAGUGCGGAUCCACCGCCGCUGCAGCCUCCACAGGAGGCGGCGCUUAUGCCGGCGGAGGAUCGGAAACGGAAAGGAAGAGAAAGGGGAACGGAGGACAAUGAAGAACAUAGGGAGGAUGCUGAAUUUGAGUCAGCUGAUGUAAAGAAGCAAACCAGCAGUUCUACAUCCACAAAGAGAUCUCGUGCCGCAGAGGUCCAUAAUCUUUCUGAAAGGAGACGUCGAGAUAGAAUAAAUGAGAAGAUGAAGGCUCUACAAGAACUCAUACCGCGGUGCAAUAAGUCAGACAAAGCUUCAAUGCUAGAUGAAGCGAUUGAGUACCUUAAAUCAUUGCAAAUGCAAGUGCAGAUGAUGUCCAUGGGAUGUAGCAUGGUCCCUAUGAUGUAUCCUGGAGUCCCGCGAUACAUGCCAACGAUGGGAAUGGGUAUGCGUAUGGGGAUGGGUACGGGAAUGGGCAUGAGCCGGCCAAUGGUGCCAUAUCCAUCUCUAGUUCCAGAUCUGGCAAUGCAGAAUGCAGCUGCAGUAGCACAAAUGACUCCUAGAUUUCCUGUUCCAGCAUAUCAUUUGCCGUCAGUUCCUGUACCUGAUCCGUCCAGAAUCCGAGCAGCAAACCAGCCAGAUCAUCCAAUGAUGAACUCACUUGUUGGACAUAACACUAAUCAGCCCAGACUUCCAAAUCUUAGUGAUCCAUAUCAACAAUAUUAUGCUCUACACCAGGCACAAGUGUUACCACAGAAUCAGCGAGCGGAACAGCCAAGCAGCAGUAACCCAAGCAGCCGCAUAGAAGAAAGUCCAGCAAAUCAUCAAACUGGUUGAUGGAUCGACCAAGAGAGCUUUUCACCAACCAAAUUUUGUAGUGUAAGAGAUUUAAGAGAAACAAGAGUGCAGUCUACGCUGGCUCCACUAAUACAAGUAUAACUUUAGUAAUUUGUAAUUAUUAUGAUAGAAUUAGUAUUGCUUUAUAUAUUGUAUUUUUAUCCCUUUAAAAGUCAACUGCUGGUUGUCAAA